This is a messenger RNA of Pseudozyma flocculosa PF-1, 2637 nucleotides long. RefSeq lists its product as uncharacterized. Gene Ontology annotation, biological process: carbohydrate metabolic process. Bases 1 to 2637 code for a protein of 878 amino acids. Gene Ontology annotation, molecular function: carbohydrate binding; hydrolase activity, hydrolyzing O-glycosyl compounds. The record is from RefSeq and is a predicted model, not a curated record. The transcript has 7 exons. NCBI's taxonomy places the organism in Eukaryota, Fungi, Basidiomycota, Ustilaginomycetes, Ustilaginales, Ustilaginaceae.
AUGAUCGAGCGUCCUCUGACCGGCUUUCAGCUCGUGGAUGCUCCCACGCAGCAGAAGCACGCCUUCGUCCUCGCCAAUCCGCAUGGCUACAUCUUCACCCUGGCAGCUCUGGCCACCGGUGUGCUCAGGAUCACCCUGACCGGUCCCGACAGGCCACCGCCUCCGCACAGCAACGUGACUCUCAAUGGUGCCCCCAUCCCGCUCGCGUCUGUCGAGAACGACGCUCGGCUCAGACGCGCAGUCCUGCGUCCCCCUCCGGACUCCUCCUCGCAGGGGGGCCGCGGCGUGCCCCGAUACGAGAUCCACAUCGACUGGGAGGACACAAUCGUACUCGAGAUCUUUCAGCUGACGCCCGGCGCGGAGCCCCUGCGCAUCUUUGGAGACACCCCGCACAAGUCCUACUGCCUCAACCACGCCGGAAUCACCAGGCACACCCGCCUCGACGUCAACUCCUUGCACCUUGGACUCGGCGAAAAGGGGGCGCCGAUCGACCUCUCCAACCGUCGCUUUACCAUCACAGGAAGCGACGCCGCAGGCUACGACGCUUACCUCUCCGAUCCGCUGUACAAGCACACCCCUUUCCUCGUCUCGAUCCCGAAACCGCUCGCGGAUGACCCAACGGAUGACCCAACGGACCGUCCUCUUCGUGCUGCCGUCGGACUCUACCACGCAUCCAACUCGGACGCCACAUGGGACGUCGGAAAAUGGAUCAACGAGCCUUGGACGCUCUUCAAGAAGUUCGAGCAAGAGUGCGGCGGCCUCGAGGAGUACAUUAUAAUCGGCGACGGCCUCUCGGACGUGGUGGCCGGCUUCGCCGACCUUGUCGGUCGUCCCAAGCUCGUGCCGCGCGAUUGGCUCGGAUACCUUGCAAGCGGCAUGGGGCUCGGAGAGAGCGACGAACCCAUCGCACAGGAGCUACUGUCCGGCUGGCCGGAGCUGUGCAAAAAGUGGGACAUUCCGUGCUCGGCCAUCCAUCUUUCGUCCGGCUACACGGUCGACGAAAAGGGCAACCGGUGUGUCUUCACCAUGAACACCAGGCGAUACCCUGACUUUGCCGAGAUGUGCCGCGUCUUCCACAGGGCUGGCAUGAAGGUCACGCCUAACGUCAAGCCCUACGUGCUCGAGGACCAUCCAGAUUUUAAGAAGCUGCAUGACGCGGGUGCACUCUUCACUGAUCCGUCGACGGGUAAGGCCGUUGUCACUCGCAUUUGGUCUUCGCUGCCGGGCAUCAACGCAAAGGGCAGCUGGGUCGACCUCACCAGCCAGGCGGGACAGGAUUGGUGGCGCGAUGGCAUCCUGGGCCUUGUCGAUCUCGGAGUCGACGCGAUCUGGAACGACAACAACGAGUUUCUGCUCUUCGAUGACGAGUACAUCUGCAAGAACAACUCGGCCAACGCUCCGAACGCGGUGCGAGGACCAAUCAAACUCGGCCUGGUCGGGCGUAUGACAAAUACCGAAAUGAUGGCCAAGGUCAGCCACGACGCCCUCCUCGCGCGGCAUCCCGAUCGCAGGCCGUUCGUCUUGACCCGCUCGGCCAACGUUGGCACGAUGAGGUACGCCGCCUCGACCUGGUCGGGAGACAACCGCACCUGCUGGAAGAGUCUGCAGGGCGCCGUAGCGAUGAACCUCAAUGCCCAGCUCUCGCUCAUGCAGUCGUACGGCUCGGACGUGGGCGGCUUCGCCGGCCCGCUGCCUUCGCCCGAGCUCUUUGUGCGCUGGGUCCAGAUGGGCGUCACCCAUCCGCGAUUCUGCAUCCACUCCUUCAAGCCCAACGAAAAAGAUCCCUCGGGCAGCGCGACGAACAAUCUUCCGUGGAUGUAUCCCGAGGUGGUCGACAUCAUCCGCAACGAGAUCAAGCGGCGCUACGAACUCUUGCCCUUCUUCAACAACCUGAACUGGCAGUCGCACCUGCGUGCCACGCCGCCCAACACAUGGCUUGGCUGGGGCGAGUUCGCAACCGACCCGACGCUCUAUUCAAAAGAGAUUCUCGACGGCUUCGACUACUGGCUUGGCCACGGCCAGCUGCUUGUGUGUGGCGCCUACUUUGCCGAGCAGGUGUCACGUCGAGUCUACCUGCCGCGCACGUCCAAGGAAGACACGGCGGUCUACUACGACCUGCACGAACCGUACGGCGUGCACGCCGCCGGGAGCUGGCUCGACAACGUCUCGACGCCGCUGGAGCACUUUGCCAUGUUUGCGCGCGAAGGCACCGCGCUACCGAUCGGCAGGGACUCGGUCACACUGACGCAGAGAUCCGGUCCGGCCAUCGAGACCGGUGACGGCGUCAAGGUGAGGACCGUCGAAGAGGGGGGGCUUGCGACGUACGACGACUGGCGAGGUCUAGAGGUCUUUCCCUCGCCGCCCGGCGCAACCGGCCGCGAGUACGUCUACCGCUGGAUCGAGGACGACGGCGUCAGCGAAAACCCGGAGACUGCUGCAUUCGAGGUGCAAUUCGGCGCAGAGGCAGACACGAACUCGGUCCGGGUCGCGGUCAAGGUCGAGGCCGGACAGUUCAAGCCGCUGUGGCUGCCCCGCGUGUGGAUCGCACUGCCCGUCGGCGACGACCGAUCCGUUUCAACCGCGGUCGAGGUGACCACUUGGAAGAGCCGAAAGGUGUAUGCUAUCGAUGUCGCCUGA